CUGCCCCCAGCCCAGGCAGGUAUAAAGCCACCUUGCCAGACCAAGGGAGCCUAGAUGGAAAAGGGAGAGCCCACCAUGUCCUCUUGGAGCCCAGAAGGAAAACAGAGCCCAGGGAGCUGGGAACCCCAUCUCUGUAGAAUCCUCUUCCUGCUGCUGCUAUUUGUGGUCUCAGCCAAGGGAGUCACCCCAGAUCCCAACGCCUGCCUGGUAUUCCACUCGAGUAAUGGCAGCUCCAUUUCCUGCCAACGACCUGCCAAAUUCCCCCACUAUCUCCCAGCUGACACCAUUUACCUGGCCACAGAGUUCUUCAACCUGACUCAGCCGCCUGCUGACAUCCUCCAGGGCAUCCCUAACCUCCAGGAACUGCACCUUUCCAACAACCAGCUGGAGGACCUCUCAGCCAAGUUCCUGCUGCCUGUGCCUCAGCUAAAGGUGCUCGAUCUGACCCGCAACGCCCUGAAACGCCUGCCCCCUGGCCUCUUCAAGGUCUCGGCUGCCCUCCACACUCUGGUGCUGAAGGAAAACCGGCUAGACAUUCUGGACGCCUCGUGGCUACAUGGCCUGAAAGCCCUCAGGUAUCUGGACUUGUCAGGGAACCAGCUCCGGACACUGCCCCGCAAGCUGCUGGCCAACUUCACUGACCUGCACAUCCUUGACCUUGGCAAUAACCAGCUGCAGACUUUGCCCCCUGACCUCCUGAGGGGCCCCUUGAAGUUGGAAUGGCUGCACCUUGAGGGCAAUAGAUUGCAGGUGCUCGAAGAGGGCUUUCUGGCGCCCCAGCCAAAACUGCGCUACCUUUUUCUAAACAACAACAAGCUGACCACGCUGGCAGCUGGUGCCUUCCGAGGUCUGCAGGUGCUGGACAUGCUGGACCUCUCCAACAACUCGCUGACCAGUGUUCCCGAGGGGCUCUGGGCAUCCUUGGGAAAGGCUGCCGGCAACAUGAAGGUCGGUUUUGACAUCUCAGGGAACCCCUGGAUCUGUGACCAGAAACUAGACGAACUCUAUCGGUGGCUUGUGGCCAACGAAGACAAGAUGUUUUUCCGGAACAACACUCGCUGUGCUGGCCCCAAAGCCUUGGAGGGCCAGAAGCUCCUGGCAGUGGCUUCGUCCCUUGAGGCCUAGGGCUAGGGUUAGGGUGGGGAGGCGGGGUUUGGCAGAACACCACACCCGCUUAAAUAAUUCCACCUUCUAAGGGUGUGAGACUGGGACCACCCAUAGUUGCUGGGGCCCCUGUCGCUCACCUUGGCCUCUUCCUGCCUCCUUGCUGUUGCUCAAGCUGUAUCCCCUUCCAGAAAUGCCUUUCCUCCAUUUCCCAGAUCUUUUGGUCUCCGGCUUCUCCAGCUGGCCCUGGCCACACUGGGGUUGUCUCAAUCUGGCUCCGUCUCCCCCAGUUUGUGGGGUUCUCUGAGUGCAGGGCCUGGGGCUGGCCGUGUUCCCUUUUACCCAGUAUCACUCAGUUUGGUGUCAGACCAGAAGGGGUUAAUAAAUUGCUGUAAAACAGAA
Molecule: messenger RNA, 1506 nt
Organism: Phacochoerus africanus (Common warthog)
Lineage: Eukaryota; Metazoa; Chordata; Mammalia; Artiodactyla; Suidae
Gene: LRG1
Product: leucine rich alpha-2-glycoprotein 1
Exons: 2
Coding region: 55-1125 (356 amino acids)
Cellular component (GO): plasma membrane
Molecular function (GO): protein binding
Source: RefSeq, a predicted model, not a curated record